Messenger RNA from Botrytis deweyae, 804 nucleotides. RefSeq lists its product as uncharacterized. NCBI's taxonomy places the organism in Eukaryota, Fungi, Ascomycota, Leotiomycetes, Helotiales, Sclerotiniaceae. The coding region runs from base 1 to 804 and encodes 267 amino acids. The record is from RefSeq and is a predicted model, not a curated record. The transcript has 2 exons.
AUGGACAAUCUAUUUAUCAAAGAAGGGACUGCCAAGCAAGUUGAUGUUAAGUACGAAGACAAUGUUAACCUUCCCGCCGAUACUCCUUCGGGUCACCCACACAUAAUCAAAUGGAAUGCUGGGGUUGACAAGGACAAAAUUCCAAACGAUUUGUUGACAGUUGACGUAAUUGCUACUAUUCUCUACAAAUUCAACCCGUUGGCUCUCAGUCAUUUGCUCGAUAUUCAAGCGGGACAUUUUAUUUGCUGGUGGGACACAAACGGGCAUAUGAAGCUAUCUGAGAACGAUCAAGAACAUCAGAAUGGAAUGGUGGAUAGCGAGAGCGAUAAAUCCGAUAACUUGUCGCCAGACUAUAUAUGUCUUCUUCGCGCGGGAAACAUUGUCCGAGUCGGGAUCACCAGUUUCGCGAGUCAUUGCUCUGAUUUGGAUGUAACUUAUGUUAUCUGCGAGAAGGGAAACUGGGAGAUUAUAUGCUCUGAGGAUCGGAGUCAUGAUGAGAAAGAUUACCCAUAUACCAGCUCUAUGGAGCGUCGCGAAGCACACGACCAUAAAUUAGCAAGAAUGAUUAUACGCGGGACAGAUUUCGAGGGCAAGAAGAACAUGCCAAUGAGCUUUCACUCGAAAUGCGUCUCAAUUACGGGUCGUGUCACCGAAGUUUCUCAACAGGUUCAAGAAGCUGUAACUGGUUCUGGAGGCAGUAGCAGAUUCGUGGGCGAGAUGUCUGAGGUUCAAGGUCGGUUGGACAAACUUCAAAAGUCAGUCGAGGAAGUGAAAAGGUCUUUGAAGAGAAAGCGCAAUGAUUGA